AUGGUUGCCGCCUUCGAGGACGCUCAAGUCGAAAGCCAGACCCAGCCGUUGCAGGACACGGCAGCGGAGCCGCCAGCUUGUGUACUCUGCCAGAAGACCUUCGCGGCCCAGGACCUGACCGGGCGGUGGACAAGCAAGAAGUGCAAGACCUGUGCCGCUCUGGAGAUGAAGUUGUGGCGGCAGCUGGGGUCCUUCGAGCCAUGGAAGAAUACCACCGCGGCAGAGAAGGCGGAGUUCUACAAGGGCUCAGGCGAGUACAAAGACUGGCCGACGCUCGAAGCUCGUCUCACGGACGUCCUCACGUCCCGCGCCGUUCGCUUCCAGAAGGAGUGUGAGAAAGGUGAGUACUUGCCGGCUACGGUGUACUUGGCGAAGGGCUUUACCCAAGAGCACAUCGACAAUUGCGAUGAUCGCCGCGAGCAUCCCCACCUCGGCGAGACUAUCUUGGAAGGAUCAGAAAGGGGGGGGAGCUUUCCGACUAUCAGAAUCCCGAUUCAGUCUCGCAGCACCGGCGAGAUCAGGGAGUCGAUUCAGGAGGAGAUCAACAAGAGGGUGAAGGACGUUCGCAAGAAGAAGGGGGACCCGACCACUAAAGACUGGGACCUACCGUCGCACACCUCGAAGGAGAGUCAGACAGCAAAAGCGGAGACAGCCGCCAAGAAAGCGGCGGUGAAGGCGAAGAAGCAAGCUGUGGCCGUGGCACAGUCUUCGUUGGCCUCGGUAACGUCGCUGUGGUGCUCCGUCAGCACCUGGGAAGGGAAGGAGACCGACCCGGCGCUGCUCGCCAAGCUGAAGGACCUGAAGUGCAAGCUGGGCCAGUGGAAGCUUUCGGCCGAGCAGGUCCUCGCGAAGAAGGACACCGAGGAGGUCGUCCCCCUUGCCUUUUCCAAGAGCGACCUGAAGACCUUGAGCAAGGAAGUACAGGACGUGCUGGGGGAUUGCAAGCAGGCCCAGAAGGAGAAGAACAGGUUGAAAAAGGCCGCGAAGGAAGCGAAGCCGGCAGCGACGGAGGCAGAGAACCCGCCUACCCUAAAGAGACGCAGGGUCAACAAGGGCAGCUGA
Symbiodinium sp. CCMP2592 is the source of this 1062-nucleotide messenger RNA. The record is from the annotation of a GenBank genome assembly. NCBI's taxonomy places the organism in Eukaryota, Dinophyceae, Suessiales, Symbiodiniaceae.